This is a messenger RNA of Iphiclides podalirius (scarce swallowtail), 288 nucleotides long. The record is from the annotation of a GenBank genome assembly. NCBI's taxonomy places the organism in Eukaryota, Metazoa, Arthropoda, Insecta, Lepidoptera, Papilionidae.
AUGGAGAAAAUUGAGCAUUCCUGUUCACCCAAGUGGGCGAGGGAUUACAAGGGCUUCAGUCAGGUCCCGGACCGCCUAGAAACUUCCUCGUAUCGAGUGACACGAGAACAAACUGGCCGUGUUAAUCUUACCACACCGGGGACCACCGCGGCUAGCGGACGCUUACGUCUGGUUAAUAACAUAAUCCCGAUAACCGGGCCGUCCGAGGGCCCGUUUCCGGCCGUAUUAACGUUUGCCAACAGUGUCAGCGUUGUUAACAAUCCCGAUAUCCGGAGGGGCUGGUCAGCU